Molecule: messenger RNA, 432 nt
Organism: Fraxinus pennsylvanica
Lineage: Eukaryota; Viridiplantae; Streptophyta; Magnoliopsida; Lamiales; Oleaceae
Source: the annotation of a GenBank genome assembly
AUGCCUCUUCAAUCUCUCCACAUUGAUCGCGGUGCCGCGCGACGCACUCAGCAGAAGAGCUCGAAGGAGAAACCUACUCUCGGUAACCGUGGUACGUGGAUCAAGACCCGCAAACGGAACAUUGCUGCACCACUGGACCCUGCAUCAUUUUCGGAUGCAGUGGUCCAGAUUUAUUUGGAUAAUGCUGGUGAUUUGGAACUUGUUGCUAGGAGCCUUGAGUCUUCGGACCUUAAUUUCUCUAGAGACGGCUAUACUUUUUUUUUUGAGUCGUUGGAACUUUUUGAGGAAAAUGAAAGAAAGAAGCUUGCAAUUUUCACUGCCCUUGCGUUUUCCCAGAAAUUAUCUGGUCUUCCUCCAAAAACUGUGUUCCAGCCUUUACCAGAGUUCAAAUUUGUUCAAAUUUCUCCUUUUUUAUGUGGCAUGAUCCACUAG